AUGGUAUUACCUAUAAUUAUUGGAUUAGGGGCGACGAUAGUGGCGCUAACCACGAAAGCAACAAUCACCGCAUAUAAACAAUAUCUUCAUCUAACACCUCAAAUGAUAGCCACACUCAAUAAUAUAAAGUUAAUUAAUUUAGAAUCUUCAAUGUCGAUAAACAAGUCUGAUCCACGAUAUGCGCAUUAUAAAUAUUUACGACUGAAAUAUCCCAAUCGACCGUUUCUUGAUCCAAUGACUGAACAAGAAGCAUUAUUGAUUUUAGGUAUUGAAGGCAAUGAUAUUUUAAAUCUUGAUAAGAAAAUGAUUCGAGAUCGAUAUAGAAAAUUAAUGAUUUUGAAUCACCCUGAUAAAAAUGGUAGUCAAUAUAUAAGUCAAAGAAUAAAUGAAGCUAAAGAUAUUCUUGAUAAGAGUUAUAUGGUCAACAAAUAG
This is a messenger RNA of Candida dubliniensis CD36, 432 nucleotides long. It is a transcript of the gene MDJ2, whose product is annotated as Mdj2p. Gene Ontology annotation, cellular component: PAM complex, Tim23 associated import motor. The transcript has a single exon. Gene Ontology annotation, molecular function: ATPase activator activity. Gene Ontology annotation, biological process: protein import into mitochondrial matrix. The record is from RefSeq and is a predicted model, not a curated record. The coding region runs from base 1 to 432 and encodes 143 amino acids. Lineage: Eukaryota; Fungi; Ascomycota; Pichiomycetes; Serinales; Debaryomycetaceae.